Girardinichthys multiradiatus is the source of this 2779-nucleotide messenger RNA. Its product is annotated as inositol hexakisphosphate kinase 2-like. Gene Ontology annotation, cellular component: cytoplasm; nucleus. Lineage: Eukaryota; Metazoa; Chordata; Actinopteri; Cyprinodontiformes; Goodeidae. The record is from RefSeq and is a predicted model, not a curated record. Bases 377 to 1750 code for a protein of 457 amino acids. Gene Ontology annotation, biological process: inositol phosphate biosynthetic process; phosphatidylinositol phosphate biosynthetic process. The transcript has 5 exons. Gene Ontology annotation, molecular function: inositol hexakisphosphate kinase activity.
AACUCUGUCGUCAGUUUCGGUAACAGCCAAGCAACGAUAAGGAUAAUAGUUUACGUCGUUAAAAAACGUCUCAGGAGCUUAAAUGGUUGGUUUAGAAACAAUAAAUUUAACGUAAAAGCACGUAGCUCAGUGCUGGAUCUUUGUAGCGUCUCCUCCAGUAAGGAAAAGAAACGAAAUAAAGGAUUUUGUCGCUGGGUUUCCUUCUUCCCCUUCAGCCUUUUGUUUUUCGCCGUUCUGGUCAAGCAGGUGAGCAACAGCGCCCCCUGUGAAGAAGACUGGAAACAGCCCGAGGAUAGGGACCCUUACAAGCGGCAGAGCAGCUAGCCUCCCCUGCGACGUGGGUGUUCACAGCCCAGCCGUCCGAUGCGGAGUGAGGAUGUGUCCCGCUUUGGAAGCCCUCAUGCAGGCGGACGGGACUCCCUAUUCGGGGAAGGGGGUGAUGCUUGAGCCCUUCGUGCACCAGGUGGGAGGCCACUCCUGUGUGCUUCGCUUCGGGGAAGAGACGAUAUGCAAGCCCCUCAUCCCCCGGGAGCACCAGUUCUACAGAAACCUGCCUCCAGAAAUGAGGAAGUUCACCCCUCAGUACAAUGGUGUUGUGUCUGUCAGUUUUGAAGAAGACGAGGAGGGGAACCUGUGCCUCAUCGCCUACCCUCUCCAUAACGAAUCUGUGGACUAUGAAAACCAAGACCCCUCGGCGGACUGCCAAGAACCCAAGAGCAGGAUGCUGAAGUGGAGCAACAAGAAGCAGUCCCCGUUGCUGCAGGAGAACGAAAACUACAGCAAAGACAGAGCUCGAAACAGCAGAAAGGAGGACAAGAUCAUGAGUUAUAAUCGUGAGGAGGUCCAGCAGCAGCAGGCUGAGGUUCUGUACUUCAGCUUGGAGAAAGGCAACGUGGUACCACAGAUCAAACACAACCCAUGGAGUCUGAAAUGUCACCAACAGCAAUUACAGAGGAUGAAGGAGAAUGCAAAGCAUCGCAACCAAUACAAAUUUAUUCUGUUGGAAAACCUGACGUUUUGCUACAGUGUCCCAUGUGUGUUAGACUUAAAGAUGGGAACUCGUCAACAUGGGGAUGAUGCUUCAGAAGAGAAGAAAGCCAACCAGAUCCGGAAGUGUCAGCAGAGCACAUCAGCAUCUAUUGGAGUGCGACUUUGUGGGAUGCAGGUGUACCAGUCAGACUCUGGCCAGCUGAUGUUCAUGAACAAGUACCACGGACGAAAGCUGACUCUUGCAGGUUUCAAGGAGGCUCUCUACCAGUUCUUCCACAACGGCCGUCGCCUUCGUCGCGAGCUGCUGUCUCCGGUGCUGCGCAGGCUCCGGGAGAUGAAGGACGCCCUGGAGGCCUGCGAGUCCUACCGCUUCUACUCCAGCUCUCUGCUCAUCAUCUAUGAUGGAGAUCCUCCCAGGACUCCCUCCAGACCCAGACAUCGAGGAGGGGAGGAAGGUGAUGAGGAUGAGCCAUCUGAUGAAGAAGAGGAGGAAGAGGAAGGAGCAUUUGGUUUCCCUCGCUCCUCUUCCACAAGCACUGCUGGUGGUUUGUCUGGGGGGAGCAGUAGUCGCUCAUCGCAUGGUGCAGGAGAGGCCAGCAGCCCCGAGGUGGACGUGCGCAUGAUUGACUUUGCUCACACCACAUGUCGGCACUAUGGAGAAGACAGUGUGGUCCACGAAGGCCAAGACAGCGGCUUCAUCUUUGGCCUCCAGAAUCUUAUCACCAUCAUCUCUGAGCUGGAGGACCACAGCACUGACUGAGGGCGUGCUGGAGCUGACGUGGUCUAAAUUUCAAGCAUGGGAAACGCUCCCCGAGUUAAAAUCCUAGUUGGUUUAACCCUCUGAGGUGCUUCAUACCUGCGCAGGGGGCUGCUUGGUGGAAACCCCAGAGGCCUCUCAGUGAGUGGAAGAGUCUGCGAGGUUGAUCCUGCGCUCUCCCUUACCUGUUGAAGGAAAAGGCUGCUUGUGCCCUCUCUUGCACUUUCGUCUUUGAAACUGAGACUUUUUCUUUGUGAUACAUGAUAGGAGCAAUGUUGCAUGAGAUGGACGAUUUUUCUACAAAAACACAUGUUCUCUCCUUUGACGUUGUAGGACUCCCUCUCCCGCCUCUCCUCUGGUACAAACGAGUAUCUUUAAGUUCUCUCUGAGAGAGAAAGGCAGAGACGUAUGAAGCUAUAUACUUAGGUAGGAUGCUGCCGUGGUGCUUAACCUGUGAUAUUACAUCUUUUUUUUUUAUGAACUGCCCCACAACUUAGCACAACUUAGUGAAGGAGUUAUCUAGUUACCUGAACAAGCUGACCUUAGCUGGCUCGGUCAGCAGCCUCGUAGCAAUGGACAAAUUAAGCAUCUAAUGACUUUUUUUGUGUUUAUAUUGAUGUCUUGUAAGAGAGGUUGUGUCCACCAAGCACUUGGCUUUAUACUUUUUUGGUGGGAUAUUAUCUAGGUUUAGAAGAAGGGAUUUGGCUUUUUUCAUCAUUUAUUUUUUUUUCUGCACUUUUGCCUAUGAAAAUGCGAUUCCAAAAGGGGAUUUUAUCGCAUUUUUUUGUCAUUCAUCUUCUUCAUUCCUACAAAUCUGACUUGAAGAGGAUAUAUUCAUAAGAACACUAGCUUCAGAGACUAUAGACUAUUUAUUUUGAAAGGAUUGUUUAAAAAAAAAAUGGAAACAAGCACAUUCCUUAUUACCAUUUUAAAUGUUCUGUCCUCCUGAACGUCUUUGAUUUUUUUUGUUUUUUGCAUAUUUGUGUUAACAGUGUCUUGGUAAAUAAAGGCAUCCAUUGUGGUUAAAUUCUA